CAGAAAAGCUGGCAAUUCUAUUGCCGAUGCCCCGUAAAUGUUCUUCAUUACAUUUCGGCCGAAGAUAUGUGCACCCAUAGUCUGCAGAUCAAUCGGUACUAUAGGGCUUGCACCAAACGCCCACUUUCUCCGACUGUCAAAUACGCCGAUUUGUAACAUUCCGCGAGUGACAGUUGUUUUUGGAGUUGGACUGAAGAAGAAUUCCACUGUGAUAAAUAGAUCAUUGGUAACGGGUGGAGAGAAGACCAUUUCGUCAGCAGAAGUGCCGACUGCGGUAGGAACCGAACUUAUAGUAGCGUUUCGUUCCAAUCUUGAGGCGAAAGCUGCUGUUCAGGCAUGGGAGUUAUAUACAGUACUUCGCGCGGACCGUUCUUCCUCCGCCUUCCGCUCGUUGAACAACGACGACUUUCAAGAGCUCUCGAAUCUUUUGAGAAGCCAUCACAUUCGGCACCUUUCCUCAAAUGACGUGGAAUCGCUUCUGAGCGACAUGGAAUUUCUGGGCAUUCCACCGACAAGAUACCAAUAUAAUUGGCUACUCAAGUGUUACGUUGACGCUGCAGAUCUGGAUCGCAGCUUGCAGACGCUACGGAACAUGGCGGUUGCUGGAUGUCCACCUUCGUUGGGAUCUUAUAUCUACGUAGUUCGAUGCUGCUUAAAGAACAAGGAUGCGGCUACUGCCCAAAGCAUUCUUAAAAGGAUGAUCCAAAGGGCCCGCCGAUCACAAAUUGCAGUACCAGCCAAUAUGACGGAGUAUGCGGCUGGGAUCAGUGAUGGCGGGUCUGGCCCAGUACCGGAUACGGAGCUCAUGAGUUUAUCUAUGAUGACGGCCCUCGUUGCGGAAGAUUGGUUUAUUACGCAAAGCAUCUACGAGGAGGCAGAACAACUAGGCAUCCAGCUGGAUACACCCAUACUGCUCAGAGCAUUCAAGACAUUUAUCCGUAAGAGUACUCAAGGUGGACCUUACAUCGCAAAGCCCGCUUUUCAACGCGCUUUCGAUAUGUACAACAGGCUGAUACAGACCGAUACGAAGAUAGAUACCGGCGCAGAGGUGGAUAUGCUCAUUGAAGGACUUGCCAGGUUGGAACGCCUGGAUGAUGCGAUUCAGGUUUUGGACAAGUCCAAAAUGCUGCAAAUGCGCUUAGAUGCACGAAGUUAUGGACUCGUUAUUGACAGAUGUCUGAAGCAGCGAAAAGGACAGACUGCUCUAAGAAUCUAUGGAGAUAUGAAAGACAUGGCCGUCAUUCCGAAUGUCGAAACUUUCAAUAAUCUCCUUACAUAUCUCCGGGAUCAGACGGACGACGAUGCGUACGAGAAACUGAAAUCCCUUUAUGCGGACAUGCAAAUCGUGGGCGUUACAGGCGACGCGUACACGUACGCGAUAUUAACAGGCUCCAGCAUGGCCCGCAAUGAUUCAGCCGCAAUCCUUCGUUUCUGCCAAGACCUGCGGGAUUCACGGCAAUUGACUGAAACUACCUAUAAUGAACUGAUUACAUGGGCGGCGCAUCAGCAAGAUCUUCCACUGCUCAAGUUAUUGUUGCACAACUUACAGGAUGCCGGAUAUUCCCUGAACAUGGCCACCUCUAAACGGGUCAUUCAAGCAUAUAUCAAUGAUGGCGACAUAUUGAGUGCCGAACAGCAUGUCCGUCAGAUGAUUAACGAUCGAACGUUACCUCUUCAAAUAGCAGAACUUUUUAUACGACACUCCAUAGAGCAGGGCCAGGCAAAAAUUGCAGUCGAGGUCGUUGACAGCCUUCUAGCAUCUGGUAUGGAGGUUCCCCUUGCCGUGCAGAUUCGGCUGCUACCCCAUUUGGUGAACGCCGGUCGCGUUCAGAACGCUCUGUCAAUUCACGCGUCUGUCGUUGGAGACGGGAUACAUAUCGGCAAAUCCGAACUCCAAAACUUCUUAACAGCUCUCCUGGCGCAGGGGUACCGUUCCGAAACGUUCGCUAUUAUGAAACAACUGCUUGAAAUUGGUCGCUCGGUUGAUGGAGAAACCUGUAAUCACCUGAUUCGUACGUGUGUGGAUGCCGGAGAGCUGGAUCUUGCAAAGAGAACGGUGCAGGAACUAAUGCAAGAAGCACCCAUUGACGUGGAGCUGUACGAUAGGAUAGUUGAUGGCUUUUUGGCACAGGACAAAGUUGAUGACAUUGUUGAUCUUUACGAGGCGACUGGAGGGAUGGGCCUCAAGAAGAGAGAAGGCCAUAAAUAUCCUCGUCGUGUACGUCUGGCUGCCAAGACAUUUAGUGAUAUCAGGAACAACCUAGCUAGGCGCACCGAGGAGUUCAUCAAGAAGAAUGCACUUUAUCCAGUCCACCUCGAGGGUACUGUUGUACGGGUAAAGGCUGUUCUCGACACUGCAGCCGACGUGCAUGAAAGUGAUCGAUGUGGUAUUGAUGCCAUGUAUCACCACCAGCUUAAGCUGCUCCGAAAACCAUUUAUUGACAGGAUCGAAGCAGAAGCAGCUACAGCUAGUGAGGGCGGUGCAGAGCGAGCGAAGGCGGUGCUGCACGAGAUGCGCGCUGCGAUCAGACCUGAUGCGCAUGCGUAUGGACUUGUCAUGAAUAGCUACGCAGCGCUCGAGAAAUGGGACCAAGUUUUGCAGCUUAAAGACGAUAUGAUAGAAGGUCGUAUCACAGAAAAUGCGACCACUAGGUCCCUGACGUUGAGGGCUCUUCUGGGGAAAGACCAAAUUACGAAAGCUCGCAUCUACUGCCUCGAAUGCCUAAAAGCUGGAUGGUAUCCAGACAAUGGAGAGCCGGAUGUGUUAGUCGCUCGCCUACUUGGACGUGGCGAGCUAGAGAAGGCUCUUGAAGUCUCUCAAGCAAUUCUCGACACCUCGGGCAGAACUGCUAAGAUGUAUGACAGAACCAUAUAUUUGAAGAAUAGCUUGGGCGAUAUUGAGGGAGCAUUGGGUACCUUUGAGCAAAUGAAAAGAUGGCGGGAAGAAGAGGUUUCACAAGAUGCGAGGGAAUUCUGUACACUCCAUGGCAGCACCGUUACUGCUUUGAUGCAUGCUUGUCUCCUCGAACAAAGAACAUCGGCAAUUCAUGAGCUCCUGACGGAGAUUUCUGGUCAUGUAACUGCCUUUGACCAGCGCUUCUAUCUGAACCUCGCGAUGAGGAUGUAUCGGGCGCAUCGGCCAGCACUCUCAGCUUUAUUAUUACGUCACUCUGUUGCAGCAAGCCACGAUCUCAGCGUCCCGGCAUACACGAUGAUUAUGACCGCAUUAGAGCGAGAAAGGGACUGCCUGACUGCGUGGAAGUUAUACAAGUUUGCUUUUGUGGAAUGGCGUUGUCUCAAUGAUCCGCAAUUAGAAAGAUGGUCCCUUGACGUGAUUGAAAGACUUUGUAUGUCUUCUCGGGACAAGGACGUGCCUAGCAUUAGGCGAGAGCUUUCUGCUUGGAAGAACGGUGAUCCGCCAAUUUCCAAAGCUCUUAGCUUUGAAAAUCUAGAGCACGACGAUGUGGAUCGGUCGAUCCGCUCCAUCGAAUUUAAUUUUAAAGAUGGUGAACCCAAGACUAUUUUCGAGAAACAUGCUAAAGAUCUACUACCAGGGCAGCUCGAGCGAGAUGAUGGAACCGCGUUUGUUGAGCAGCCUGAUGUAGCCGAUACAACUGCUGCACUCAUCACAGCAUUGGAAAACAAGAAAUAUGAAGAAGCUGGAUCAAUCUUUUGCAAGCUGGAGAAUGCAUCCGAGUCGAUACCUCCCUUCCUUCUUUGGAAGCUCGCUCUUGGGGUGUUAAACAGACCAGAGUUGAAAGGCGGUCGGGAUCUAUUGAAAAAAGUGCUGAAAGCGAUGAUGAAGAGUCCCAGCGGCUUGCCAUGCCUGCAAAGUCAGGUGAAAACGCUAGCAUUGAAGUCACACCACGUCACAAUCGCCCGUAUCGCCUGGAUUUUGGAGAUGAUUGGCGAAGUCAAAUUGGCCGAUGACCUACUUAGUAUGGCCAUUACUCGGGUGAGCGAGGAUAAGGAUGUCCGGAAUGCUGUAAAGAUGACCCGCAUUUUGGUGGCUGCGGGUCGGCCAGUACCGCCUGCUCUUACGGACAUAUUCAUCAGAGCGGUGGUGCAGGACUUAAGCGAUCAAAAAUUCGAAGUAAUCAUGCGUCGCGUGAUUAAUGCCGGUAUUCCCUUUGACGAGGACAUGUUCUGUCGGCUAGUUGAGAUUUACGUCAUGGAAGAGGGCAAUGCCCUUGAAGUUACCGAGCUGGAAAGGGCACUGGAACAACUGCGUCGAACAGGCAUAAAAUGCGGUUCUCUGUCACUACAAACGCUGCUGAAGGUGUGCCAUAGGGCAUUGGAUGUUGCCGGUGCCCAGAAGGCGUGGGCGAGAUGGGUCAAAGAAGGCGUAGUACCGGAAUCGCUAUGUUAUCAGCUACUGUUCGAUCUACUGGUGCGAACCGAUGAUAUCGCUGGUGCGACGAAUAUGCGGAAAAUCAUGAACAGUAUGGGCAUUCCACCGCGUCCGGAAUAUCUGCGAGAGUAUUUUGAAAAGUACCUGAACGAUGAUCAUAUGACGCUUGAAACUGCGAUUCAAGUCGUGAAGGAUGUUAUAGCCGACUGGGAAAAAGCAGACAAGCCAAUGCCUCCUCCAGUCUCGCUUAGAACGGUGGGCAAUAUAUUAAAGAAGGCCGCCAUUGCUAAAGAUCAUGGUGGAAUUCGAGUGGCGUAUGAUCUGGUAUUUGAACUCGGCUAUCGACGCGAGAGGUUGCGCCCUUUCCUUCUCGAUAUGGUGGCAAACUUCAAAAGCGAAGGAAACUUGGAUGCAGCCGGUCAGCUCUACCGUAGCGUGGGUCCUACGCGAAAAUUGGUGUGGGAUACAAAGGUUCAUGAAAUCCUCUUGAAAUAUUGGUCCGAGCUUGGAGAAUUCAGGAAAAUGGAGGAGGUGUACUUGGCAAUCAAAGAAGCGAAUAAGCUCCCGGUCCUUCAGCCAGAAACGUUUGACGAAAUAAUCCAGCGUCAUGCACGACGAGGGACGCCACGUGAUUUGCAGGUCGCCCGCAGAUUUUUCAACGAUCUCACCCAAGAGCUCGAGCGGCUGCCGUCGCGAAAAGCUCUCGAAACUCUGGUCGAAGAGCAUGCCCGUUCUUGGGAUCAGGAUAGUGCGGAGAUGUAUAUUGGCGUCAUGAAAACAACAAAGAUAUUGCCAACCAUUGUGCAGUACAAUCACAUCAUGGAAGGCUGGGGACAGAUGGGAAGAACUGAUCGGGCCGAGCGGUGGAUGGAUCAGAUUCAACACGAUGGAUUAAAUCCCGACAGAAAUACGUGGUUUGGACUUUGCUGGGCAUACGUGAUGGCAAAGGACCUUCCCGGAGCGGAAAAAGUGCUCAUGCGGACGAAACAGCACGGAUUCGAAAUAGUGGAGAGAGACCUCCUAACAAAGCUUGGGGAAAGAGCACAGACACUCGAUGUACCCGGCGCGAAGUCCGUAUGGGAAGAACUCGUGCUUCCUUUGAAGGCGAACGAUACUCAAGUGCCCGAUAUAGGGGAUACGCGGUUUGGCCGCAAACCAAGAAAAACUCUUCUCAUUGGUACUGGGGGGGACAUGUACCCCCGUCGUUCGUUAGACAAGGAGCACCCAAGGUUGGAGAGAAGACCAUGGAUGAAAUCGUUGACGGGAACAGACCCGGAGGGUGAAACUGGCCUCCUCCCUCCAGAUAGACUGUUGGGUAAAGAAAGCCGUGCACAUGAGGCAGGAUUAGUACCUCCAAAGCAAAGGAUUCCCAAAAAGCUCAGACAUCCAAGGGGUAAUAAGUAGUAUUUUAUUUAUUCAUAUACAUCAUCUGUAAAUAUUCAAUUGACAUUGGCCCGAGUGCACGUAAUAAAUAUAGCCGGUUGAUAUACAUUUGAG
Spizellomyces punctatus DAOM BR117 is the source of this 5848-nucleotide messenger RNA. RefSeq names its product pentatricopeptide repeat domain-containing protein. The transcript has 2 exons. The record is from RefSeq and is a predicted model, not a curated record. Lineage: Eukaryota; Fungi; Chytridiomycota; Chytridiomycetes; Spizellomycetales; Spizellomycetaceae. Gene Ontology annotation, molecular function: protein binding. The coding region runs from base 38 to 5755 and encodes 1905 amino acids.